GGGGCGCCGGGAAGUGUAGUCCGCGCGCCGCCGCGGCCCCGGGGUUUGGCAGCGAGGCUCGCUGCGCAGGCGCACUUCCGGCUCCGGGCCGCCGCUGCGGCCAUUGUCCGGCCCCUGUGCGGCUGAGACCACUUUGGGCAGCCGGUCAGCGGGUCAGAAUCCGAGAGAACGAAGCCUGCGGCGGGGGCGGGAGUUAUCCGAAAAGGACCUGAGUGGGCCGGAGGUCGCCAACUCCAGAGCCCCCGGAGGCGGAGAUUCGACCCCAGUCCGCCACCCAGACCCUGGCGAAGCAAGAAUGCCUCCGAGGCCUCCGACGGCGGCGCCCCAGGAAUCAGUGACAUUCAAAGAUGUGUCUGUGGACUUCACCCAGGAAGAAUGGCACCACAUUGACACUGCUCAGAGGAGCUUAUACAGGGAUGUGAUGCUGGAGAACUACAGCCACCUGGUUUCUGUUGGAUAUCAAGUUUCCAAGCCAGAGGUGAUCUUCAAAUUGGAGCAAGGAGAAGAGCCAUGGAUAUCAGAGGGAGAAAUCCAAAGGCCUUUCUGUCCAGACUGGAAGACCAGGCCUGAAGCCAAAUCAUCAUAUCUACAGCAGAAUGUAUCAGAAGUAUCCCAUAGCACAGAUAAUCUCUCGCAUGCCACAUUAGAAGACUCCUGGGAUGUUAACAGCCCACUAGAGAGGCACCAGGAAAAGUGGAAGAGACAUCUGGAGCCAGAGACACCCACUCAGAAGAAAAUAGUCACCCUACAAGAAAGCUUUGAGCAAAAUAAAUUUGGUGAAAACUCUAAGUUGAACAGAGACCUGAUUACACAACUGAACAUUCCUUUGAGAGUAGGGCUUAGUGAAUGUCAGACACUUGGAAGCAAUUUGGGACAUAAUUCAGAUUUACUUAAUCAGAACAAUAUCAUUCCAAAAAAGAAACCCUAUAAAUGUAAUAAAUGUAGAAAAGCCUUUAUUCAUAGAUCAUCACUUACUAAACAUGAGAAAACUCACAAAGGAGAGGGAGCUUUCCCCAAUGGUACAGAUCAGGGAAUUUAUCCUGGAAAAAAACACCAUGAAUGUACUGACUGUGGGAAAACUUUCCUCUGGAAGACACAGCUUACUGAGCAUCAGAGGAUUCACACUGGGGAGAAACCCUUUGAGUGCAAUGUCUGUGGAAAGGCCUUCAGGCAUAGCUCAUCCCUUGGUCAACAUGAGAAUGCUCACACAGGAGAGAAACCCUAUCAGUGUAGUCUCUGUGGGAAAGCUUUCCAGCGCAGCUCUUCCCUUGUUCAACACCAGAGAAUUCACACUGGAGAGAAGCCCUAUCGAUGUAAUCUGUGUGGGAGGUCCUUUAGGCAUGGCACAUCCCUUACUCAGCAUGAGGUCACACACAGUGGAGAGAAGCCCUUCCAAUGUAAAGAAUGUGGGAAAGCCUUCAGUCGAUGUUCUUCCCUUGUCCAACAUGAGAGGACUCAUACUGGAGAGAAACCUUUUGAAUGUAGCAUAUGUGGGAGGGCUUUUGGUCAGAGCCCAUCCCUUUAUAAACAUAUGAGGAUCCAUAAGAGAGGUAAACCUUACCAAAGCAAUAACUACAGCAUAGAUUUUAAGCAUAGCUCAUCUCUUAAGCAAGAUGAAGGCACUCUCACCGAAGUGAAAUCCCACCAUUGUGAUGACUGUGGGGAAGAUUUCAGUCACAUUACAGACUUUACUGACCAUCAGAGGAUCCAUUCUGGAGAGAACCCCUAUGAUUGUGAACAGGCCUUUAGUCAACAACCUAUUUCUCAUCCUGGAGAGAAACCAUAUCAAUGUAACGUAUGUGGAAAAGCUUUCAAAAGGAGUACAAGUUUCAUAGAGCAUCACAGAAUUCAUACUGGAGAAAAACCCUAUGAGUGUAAUGAGUGUGGAGAAGCUUUCAGUAGACGUUCAUCACUUACUCAACAUGAGAGGACCCACACUGGAGAAAAACCCUACGAAUGUAUAGACUGUGGGAAAGCCUUCAGUCAAAGUUCAUCUCUAAUUCAGCAUGAGAGAACUCAUACCGGAGAGAAACCCUACGAAUGUAAUGAAUGUGGACGGGCCUUCCGAAAGAAAACCAACCUGCAUGAUCAUCAGAGAAUCCAUACUGGAGAAAAACCCUAUUCUUGUAAGGAAUGUGGGAAAAACUUUAGCCGAAGCUCAGCUCUUACUAAACACCAGAGAAUUCAUACACGAAAUAAAUUUAAGGAACCCUGAAAUGAAGGAAUGUGUAGAAUGCUUUAGCUAAAAUAUUGUUCUGAUUUGAAGUCAGAAGAUUCUUAAUGGAGAGAAAGCUUGAGAAUGUGAUGAGCUAUGUGUGUGUGUUGUGUGUGGAGAAAAACUAUGCCAGUUGACGGAAUUUAAUUUAAUAAAUAAAAGCCACAUUCUCAUCUGAUUACAGACUAUUGUAAAGCAACUACAAACACCAUAUGUAUCCAGUUGGAAAUAAUAUGCCCAUAUAUUGGAUUUCAUAAAACGUCUGAAUAUAUGCAGGCGAUCACCAUGUUUCAAUAGCUUGACUUGUAAUUCCCAUUGUCAACAGCCUUUUAAAACAAUAAAACUCCUGCAAA
Messenger RNA from Otolemur garnettii (small-eared galago), 2568 nucleotides. It is a transcript of the gene ZFP90, whose product is annotated as ZFP90 zinc finger protein. Lineage: Eukaryota; Metazoa; Chordata; Mammalia; Primates; Galagidae. Gene Ontology annotation, molecular function: DNA-binding transcription factor activity; RNA polymerase II cis-regulatory region sequence-specific DNA binding. Gene Ontology annotation, biological process: regulation of transcription by RNA polymerase II. The transcript has 5 exons. The record is from RefSeq and is a predicted model, not a curated record. Bases 296 to 2215 code for a protein of 639 amino acids.